UCGUGGCGAACGUUGUGGUGUUGUUUACGGUUGACGGUGGAAAUCAGUGCCCAAAGAAGAAAAAAGAAAUUUGAAAAUAAAGUUUCCAAAAAAAAUUGAAUUAAAAGAAGAAAAAAAAAAAUAAAUAAAAAUUUCAAAACCCCAAAAAUGAGUGCAUCCGGCAAAAGUCUAUUGGGUCUCUGGCUCUAUCGAAGUGGUGAACAGGAAUGGGCUGUCAAACAGGGCAGUCCAUUGCAUGGACCACGCAAUAAAAAAGAUUCCAUCGAUAAUCCUGUAAGUGAUGCGAACAAAGAUUUACAACCCGCUACAAAGAUACAGUCCCGCAAUGGCACUGAUCGAAGUAACAUUGUUGUCUUGUUACCUCCCCAGGAAAAUCCUGGAUUGCAUAAUAAUAAAUCGCUGAUGAAUGCCAAUGAAAGUGCACCGCCACCACCAUGUUCGCCCGGCGAUCGAGUUUCGAUCAUUUUUACGCUGAAAAAUCAAGUGGGAAAUUUGGCCCGAGCUCUGCAGGUCUUUCAGGAGUUGGGCAUAAAUGUGCUGCAUUUGGAAUUAUCGCCAUUGGAGAAUACCACCAAUCAGGCCGAUGUUGUGGUCGACGUUGAAUGUGAUCCGAAACGUUUGGACCAGGUGCUGCAGAUGUUGAAUCGUGAAGUGCAUUCGGUAAAUUUCACAUCAGUGGACAAGAGUGCAUUGGUUCGGGCGCCAUCUUUGUCGGCAUGCUCAAGCUUUGACUUUGGUGAUAUGAUGUGGUUUCCUCGCAAAAUUGCCGAUUUGGACAAAGCCCAAAAUGUGCUGAUGUAUGGUUCCGAAUUGGAUGCUGAUCAUCCUGGAUUUAAGGAUCCCGUCUAUCGUAAACGUCGUGAGAAAUUCUAUUCGAUUGCCAUGAAUUUUAAGCAUGGCAAUCCCAUACCCAGAGUCCAGUAUACUCCUGAGGAGGUCAAAACCUGGGGUACCGUUUUCAAUGAACUCCAUCGUCUGUAUGUGAAGUAUGCGGUACCCGAAUAUAUGGAAAAUUGGCCAGAGUUGGUCAAAUACUGCGGCUAUCGUGAGGAUAACAUACCCCAAUUGCAGGAUGUUAGUACAUAUUUAAAGCGUAAGACUGGCUUCCAGUUGAGACCCGUGGCUGGUUAUCUGUCGCCCAGGGAUUUCCUGUCUGGCUUGGCUUUUCGCGUGUUCCAUUGUACCCAGUAUAUAAGACAUUCGUCGGAUCCGUUCUACACACCAGAGCCCGACUGUUGCCACGAACUGCUGGGUCACAUGCCUCUUCUGGCCAAUCCCAGUUUUGCCCAAUUUUCCCAAGAAAUUGGUUUGGCAUCUUUGGGUGCCUCUGAUGCGGAUAUUGAAAAGUUGGCCACGCUCUAUUUCUUCACCGUGGAAUUUGGCCUGUGUCAUCAAGCGGAUAACUCUUUCAAAGUCUAUGGAGCAGGUCUACUAAGCUCCGUGGCCGAACUGCAGCAUGCCAUUACAGCCAAGGAGAAGAUAAAGAAAUUCGACCCCGAGGUGACCUGCAAAGAGGAGUGUAUCAUCACAUCCUAUCAGAAUGCCUACUAUUAUACGGAUUCUUUUGAGGAGGCCAAGGAGAAAAUGAGGGCCUUUGCUGAGAGCAUUCAACGCCCAUUUGGUGUGCGCUAUAAUCCCUAUACCCAAAGCGUUGAGGUCCUGUCGAAUGCCCAGAAAAUCACCGCUGUGGUCAGUGAACUGAAGGGUGAUUUGAGUAUUGUCUGUUCGGCUUUGAGAAAAAUCUCUGCCACCGAUGAGACCCUGGAUGUCGAUAGUAUUGCUAAAAUGCUGCAGACCAGUUUGAAUGUCAAAGGGGAUCGUAGUCCCCAGAAUGCCAUAAGUCCUGAUAACUCGGAUACUUCACAACAUUCGAUAAUUAUGAAUCCUUUGGAAGAGGAGCUCAAUGAAAAAUAAGUGGGAGAUGAUAAUGAGUAAAACCUAAAACGUAUUGAAAUGUGAGACUACUUGGGACCAAGAAUUAAUAAUUUUAUGUAUGUUUUUCCAAAACAAAAAAUCGAAAAUUUUAGAUUCUCAUCCUAGAAAAAAUUAAAAAAAUAAUAAAUAUUUCUAAAUGUUGUAAAUUGCUUAACCAAAGACACACACACAUACAAACUUAUAAAUGUUACAAUUUAUUCAAAUGUAUUAUACCAAAAUAUAUAUAUAUUUACAUACAUACACAGACAUACAAAUAUA
Molecule: messenger RNA, 2193 nt
Organism: Musca domestica (house fly)
Lineage: Eukaryota; Metazoa; Arthropoda; Insecta; Diptera; Muscidae
Gene: Trhn
Product: tryptophan 5-hydroxylase 1
Exons: 8
Coding region: 148-1914 (588 amino acids)
Biological process (GO): serotonin biosynthetic process; aromatic amino acid metabolic process
Cellular component (GO): neuron projection
Molecular function (GO): tryptophan 5-monooxygenase activity; iron ion binding
Source: RefSeq, a predicted model, not a curated record